CGGACUACUUCCUCCGAUUUGCAUCGAUUGUCGUCUUGAUGCCAACGAUUGAGACGACGAGAAACAAAUCGAUCGAGCAGUACAAGUACCCGUACGAGAACUCGUGCUAUACUCAACGCAUCUGUUCGUCCGAAUCCCGAGACCAAUACCGUACCGCAUUUGGUGUAAGCAAGGUUGAAAUCUGUCGAGUCGACAAAAGGAAAUAUCAAACAUAACUGUUACCGGCAAGAACGACGAGGCAGCACAAAGCAAACUACACAAUGGCGAGAAACACAAAUACAAGUACACUGCUGGCCCUUACGUUGGCAGCCAUCUUGGCAAUAAACCCGUCGUCUGCCUUCCACAUAUUGCGGGCUCCAUCCUCUCGUAGUUUACCAACCACCAUCGCAACAGCUCCGGCAACCUCAAUCUCUAGAACGAGACGAAUGUCGAUGUUCGCGGCUCCACUGAAUUCGGGCCAGACGAGCAGCGACGACGAAAUAUCAACAACAUCUGCUACUGCGACUGCUACUGCUACUACAACUCCUUACACACUGCGGCGACGACUCCACAACCUGAAAUGUUGGUUCCAGUAUUACAACAAUAACAACAACAACAAUAUUGACAGCAACGGCAUUGACGGCUGUCGGCAACAACGCCGCCGCAAAAAUCGUGCCACCAAGAUUCUUGCCGCCUCCCUGGCGGCCUCGGCCGGAAUCGUGGCCCCUUCCCCUUCGCUGGCGAGAACCUUUGCCGACAACGUCAUCGACGGGACCCAGACGUACAGCCUCCGGCCCGGGGUCAGCAAGGAGCAGGCCGAAAAGCUCUCCAGCGGCGUCAUGCCCGAGGAGGUCCGAGACAGGGAGGGAGCUGCGUCUGUGUCCGCGCCUUCCGGUGGGAGCAGCAAGGACGCCUCACCGACCAAGGCCGAAUCCAAAAAGAAGGCCGACGACCUCUACGGCUACUACGACGACGAGGACGAUGAUUUCGAGGACGACGAGCUGGAAUUCGGUGAGAGCGAGAAACUCGCCGCGGCCACCCAAAAGCGCCAGAGCUCCUUCGGAUCUUCCGAUGGUGCAGGGGCUUCGGCCUCGAUCGCGUCGGCCACCGACGCCUCGAAGGUCGCCAAGUCGUCCUUUACCGGCAUCUCGAAGCCGUCAAAAGCCAAGUCGACGAUGGUCUACAUCAAGGCCAGCCUGGGCGUGGCCAUUCCCAUCUUCUCGUUUCUGGGGGGUCGAAAUUACAUCCAGCACCGCCGGGAAGCGAAACAGGUCGAGUACAGUCUCAAGGUAAUGGAUGAAAAACGAGCCGAGCUCUUUGGAAUUGACAAGGACGGGAAGAACAUUACGAAAACCGAGGACGACGAGGACGAGGACGAGGACGACGAAGAUAACGACGGUGAACCAUCCGAAGAUGGUGAUGACGACGACGACGACGAUGACGACGAUGAUGACGACGAACCACCCACCCGAAGACGACGAUCCCUGCCAAAAACGCCCAGUGGACCCCUGGGAGGGGGUUCGGGAGGAUCUGAUUACGACGACGGCGGUGGUGGCGACGAUGGUCCCAACGAGGACGACAUUCGAAAACUUGGCGAUCUCUUCAAUAAGUGACGAAAAAGAGGGAAACGAAUAGGAAAAAACAUACGAAACCGAAACAGUGGAGGAUUAACCGGCCAACCCACACUGUAUAGCUAGAAAGAAGGCCUCCCGUCGACUAGAAACCGGAGGAAUCGUCUCUGCGAUCGGAUCAAGACGAGACAGAGAUGGCAUUGCUUUGGUGAGACAAACACGUCAUUAAAAAGACCUAAUCGCCGUCGUAUCAAAGUUUUAUCUUAGUUUUUUGUAAUGCCCAUUCAACCAGCAUUUGUUCAACGAUGAUCAACUACGUUGUUAGUACCAGCACUACUUCUAAAAUGGCUAUAAAUGGGUAUUGAUCCU
Molecule: messenger RNA, 1919 nt
Organism: Pseudo-nitzschia multistriata
Lineage: Eukaryota; Bacillariophyta; Bacillariophyceae; Bacillariales; Bacillariaceae
Source: the annotation of a GenBank genome assembly